Messenger RNA from Fusarium coffeatum, 2040 nucleotides. RefSeq lists its product as uncharacterized. The record is from RefSeq and is a predicted model, not a curated record. The transcript is spliced from 2 exons. Bases 1 to 2040 code for a protein of 679 amino acids. NCBI's taxonomy places the organism in Eukaryota, Fungi, Ascomycota, Sordariomycetes, Hypocreales, Nectriaceae.
AUGCUAGGUUGGAUGUUGAGACGCGGCGAGAACGCGCCAGAGCCAGUCAAUUCAGUCAAUGAUGGAGAUACAACUCAAAUUGACGUGCCUGACACUCCUGCGCCCGUCUUUGCUGCCAGGGCAUUCAAGAGUGCAUUGUUUGGAACUCCAGCGCGGCCUACAAAUCAACCCACGAGAGCAAAGGACAAGAAUUCUAGGAUGGAUCAGGAAUCCUCCCGAACGCCACCGCGACCGCAAGGGAUUCUUCUGACGCCAGGAACGGGCACUACGAGACGAAAGCGCGUAUCGUUUGGACAAGAUGUUAAGAAAAAUGCCAAUACAAACAAAGAACCAGAAUCGCGCCAGCGCACGCGCUUGAACGAUGCUCUCGAGAAAGCAUCAAAAUCUAUAAGUCAAAAGAACGAAGCGCAACAAGAACAGGACAAUUCCUCGGAUGAAUGGGAAGAAGCCGAUGACGAAGAUUACUGUACUCACGACAUCACGAUCGAUCUUAACGAGCCUCAUUCGCAGUCGGGCAGAUACUGGAAGGAAGAGUUUGAGAAGUACCACGAGGAUGCGAAAGCGGAGAUGGAGAAAUUGCUCAAGUACAAACAAUUGGCAAAGUCCUACGCCAAACAGAAGGACGCAGAGGCGAUUGAGCUCGCAGUCAAACUCAAAGAAGAACAACUCAAAGUAAUUGAGAUGGAGAAGCAGAUUGCAGAAGGCGCCUCUAAAAUGGCAUCGAAGCGUGCAGACCGGCCAGACGAGAGCAACUCUGAUCUUCUAUCGACACUCACCAAACAAACAGCACUGGCGGUGCAAUACCGAACCCGAGUGCAGGAGCUGGAGGACCAACUCGAGGAAUUUCUCCGCGAACGAGAGGACGACCCAGAUUCGAACGAUCGAAAACGACGACAGGCGACAUCACCAAGAACCCAGAAGACCCUUCUUGAAACGCAGCGCGAAUUGAGGCGCGCUCGCAUGCAGGUCAAAGAAGUCGGUGAUCUUCGAGACCAGAUAUCUUCUCUAAAGACUCAACUCAAAGCGGCUGAAAAACGAGCCGCUAAAGCUGAAGCGAACAGCGAAACGGGAAACAGUACGAAAGAGAAGAACGAUAAUGAGCCUCUGCGCGAGGGUUCAAGAGCGCAAGAAUUACGUGCUCAGCUUCGCGAAGCCCGAGAAGAGAACAAGAAAAAGGACGAAGAAUUGCGCAAACUCAAACAAGAAUUCGAGGCCUACCGCAACGAAACACAGGCCCAUAAUGCAGACACAAAUGCGGUUCUGGAAAGGGCGCAUACAAAGAUUGCCGAACUUAAGAAAGAGAUCAAGACACUCAAGUCGGGAGAUCACGAUGCUCAUGAGCAAAACGAUGAGGCCGCACGACCGAAGAGCUGGCAUAUUCAAUCAGACGCUGGUCGCCUGGCAGAUGAAAGCCCAAAGCCUAGAAAUGUCUCAUCAGACGAUAGAGACCUCAGGCGCAACAUGGCGCGCCGAAGUUUCGACUUGGCUGAAUUAGAAGACGACACAAUGGAGCUUAGGCUUACAGACCCUAACAUUCAUUCACUACGUCAAAAGUUCUCCGAUGAUGCUCCUCCAAGACUUAGCAAAUCUGAUAUUGGUUCUUCCAAGCCAACUUCAUCAAGUCUCGGUGGAAAGCCAGACAUUGGUCGGCCUAGAUGGCAACCGUUUGUCCCGCGAUCGCCAAGGAAUCGAGCAUAUCUUGGCGAAGAAAUCACCAAGCGUAUCGAGAACGGGGGCGAGACUCCCGGACGACCAAACUUCGAUGAGAUUACUGUACCUGACUUACCUGCGCUUGCUAAGUCGAUUGCUCGGUCGAAACGGACGUCUUCCACCGAAGCGGAUGAGAAGAUCGACUUGUUGCAGGAUCGUUAUGCACGCCUCGGAGGUCCCGAUCCGAACCACAGUGCUAUCGCUGCCAAUGCAUCAAAACUACCGCCUGAGCGCAGAGCUGCUGCCAUCGCGCGAAUUGAACAGAGAAUGGCAGAAAAGAGACGUGAGCGUGGAAGAAAGGGAUUCGACAAGGAGAAUGUUCGACCUUGA